Messenger RNA from Stegastes partitus (bicolor damselfish), 3403 nucleotides. It is a transcript of the gene clcc1, whose product is annotated as chloride channel CLIC-like 1. Gene Ontology annotation, molecular function: chloride channel activity. The coding region runs from base 235 to 2085 and encodes 616 amino acids. The record is from RefSeq and is a predicted model, not a curated record. NCBI's taxonomy places the organism in Eukaryota, Metazoa, Chordata, Actinopteri, Pomacentridae. The transcript is spliced from 11 exons. Gene Ontology annotation, cellular component: membrane; endoplasmic reticulum.
GUCUGGUUGGAUUCGCAACGCUGAACUGUGUAGUUUAGUUUCAAUUCUUUAUUUUUCGGGAUUUAAGGCAGUUUAAACGAGUCAGAGUAUUUGUUAGCUUUAGUAGCUAUAGUUUUAGAGUCAGCUAUCGUAGCUAGCUGCAGCUGUCCGUCCGCCUUUCUGGAAGUCCUGUUUGGAUCAAAGCGGGCUGACAGAGGGCGGUUGUCCGGGAAAGCCCUCUCCUCACCGGCCAGGAUGCUCCUCAUCGUCCUGGUAUGCAGCCUGUUGUUGUCUGCUGCGGGUCAGCAGAUGGACGACGAGUGGCUGGACCCGUACGAUAUGCUGAACUACGACCCAGGGACCCAAAAGAUGCGGAAGCCCGCCGAGCAGGAAACCAGCUACAGUAACGUGGCCACCAAAAGAAGAGAAUACAUUCAGGGGGAGGCUGAACUCAACGCCUGCAACACGCAAGUAGCGGAUCUACAGAAACUGAUCGAAGACCAGAAGAAGACGAUCAAGCAGAUUGCACAGCAGCCUUCAUGCAAUCCGGUGUUCAAGAGGUUCCUGAGCAGACUCCUGAAGGAAAUACAAAGAGUUGGUUUGCCCACUGACUACUCAGACGUCUUCUAUGAUGCCAAAAUCAGACUGUCCAGACAGGCCAUGACGGAGAUCCAGACGCUCCUGGAGGGUGAAGACAGGUGGAGAACAGGAGCUCUGGACAACGCCCUCAGUCAGAUACUGGUGGACCUUAAACCGCACGACUACGAGGCCUGGAAGUGGCGUUUCGAAGACACCUUUGGCGUGGAGCUUGAUACGGUGUUAAAGAUCGGGCUGGGCGUUCUGAUCAUCGUGGCCAUCGUCUGCAGCCAGCUGUUGUCGAAGGUCUCCUGGCCCAAGCAGUUCAUCAGACUGUUUUUUGUCUGCUUCUUCGUCAGCAUCGUCUGGAACUGGUUCUAUCUGUACAAGAUUGCUUUUGCUGAGCACCAAAACAAUAUAGUGAAGAUGGACAGUUUCAAUGCUAAAUGCACCGGAGUGAAGAAAGUGGACUGGACUGACAGUCUGACAGAGUGGUACCGAAGCACCUGGACGCUUCAAGAUGACCCGUGUAAGAGAUAUUAUGAAGUCCUCAUGGUCAACCCCAUUCUGCUGGUGCCUCCAACCAAGGCGAUCGCAGUCACCAUCACCACCUUCAUCACAGAGCCGCUGAAGCACAUCGGUCAGGGAAUCAGCGAGUUUCUCCGAGCGCUCCUGAAAGACCUCCCGGUGACCCUGCAGAUCCCGGUCCUCCUCACCAUCGUGCUCGCCAUUCUGGUGUUCAUGUAUGGAAGCGUGCAGGCCGCCUUCCAGUACGGCAUCAUGGCUCCUCUGCGCCGCCCGCGAAGGGAUCCACCUCCUCCAGAGCUGGAGCAACGGCAGCCACGUUACCCGAGGAUCGAGGACCGUGAUGAGCUGGCGGGAGGGGACGCACCAGCACCAGCACCGGCACCAGCACCAGCACCAGCACCUGCACCUGCACCUCAACCGCAACAUGCACCUGCACCACAACGUCCACCAGCACCUCAACACGCACCACAACACCGAGCCAACGAUGCCAGGUUACACAGGAACAACGUGCAUCAGAGGCGACCCAACAGGCCCAGGAAAGAGCCGCCCCGAGUGGUUGUGGAGACGCUAAGAUCAGCCAACCCUCUGUACAGCGAGGACGAAACAGACGCAGCGAGGCGCGACGAAAGUCCCGCAUCGGAGCAGAAUCUCUCAGCUGGAUCAGAUUCAGAAAACCAGCAGGAGACACCGGAGGAGCUGGAAGGAGCGAGUGGUGGCGACGCCGCAGCUCAAACCAAACCGGAUUCAGCUCAACCGAAGAAUGAAACGCCGAAAGGGAAACUUUCUCCAGAUGAACCCAGCAGAGACGGCGCGGAGCAGAGACCUGAGCCAGCAGAGAGGCGGCCUUCACGACCCGAUGUUCAGCGUUGUGUUAAUGGGACGGGGAAAAUUCACAUGCGACGUAAAUUGGACCCGGAGGUUUCGGCUCAAGAGCCCGUCUCGCUGACGCACGUUGAAACCGUCGGCAUUUCUGUUCAGGAGACGUCUCCGGCGGUGGAGUAGACGAAGCGGAAAGACUGACGCCGGCAGUGUUUCCGGUGGACUGUGGUGCCAAAGUGGAGCGAACACAGCUGACGGACUGGUUUACAGACGUGGAUCACUGAGGAACCACCAGAGCGGCCGUCCUGCUGCUGCGUGGUCGACUGAAGCUGGUCUUGUUUGAGUGAAAUUUGUUCUUUGUCAGGAUGAAUUUUUGGUGCCGGAGCUACAAAGCGCAAAAUGUUUCGUCGACGACGCAGCAGCCGGAAUAAAACUGUUAUCAGGGAGAACGUACAAGUGAGAGGCAGCGCUGUUUACGGACUUUACUGCUGUUUGGGAGGGUUUUAGUGGCUUCCUGGUUUUACCAUAUCGAUCAUGGAAGGCCGAGUAAAACCUGGGAUCACAAGUUUCGACUUUAAAUUUUGAAUACAAACUAGUAUUUUGUAAUUUACAAGGGAGAAUGUGAUAUUUAUGCACUGUUCGGAUAUUUUUGUGGCUGUUAACUCUACACAGAGGGCUGGAAAAACUGAUACUGACGCCGGUUUUGCUGAAUGUCGGUAAACCCUCCUCGUAUUUUUUUAUGGCGAUCUGCGUGUAUGAAGCACUACAGUGCAAUACGUGUGAAUUUCAUACGUUUUUAAACCAGUCUGCACAAAAGAAUCAUUAAUUAAAGUCAUAAAUCAAUAAAAAUUAACAUCGUAAAGGGAUAUUGAGUCAGAAGAAUACUUUUUGACAAAAGCACAAAUUAUUACACGUCUUUUCCAGCAGCUUGAAUUGAUUAGAAGAAUUAAAUCUGCACUAAACCGUCUUUCCGCUCACUGGUUUGUGUUUUAGACCUGCAGCUUUGUAGGUGUUAAUGCUGCAUCAGGCUCUUAUUGCUUUUUUCACAGGGUCGGUGACGAGCUGCUGAUCCUGUCGCUGCAUUUAGCUGCUAAAGAGACAGAUGUUUACCUCAGGAGCUGAUGGAGAGCGAAGAGAAAAUAACUUAAAUGUUGGAGUUAGACUUUCCAGAAACCAAUAAUCAGCUCCUUCUCACUGUCCUCAUGUGUUUUACAGUUUGAAUUUGAGUUCAUUAUUCAAGUUAUUGACUGAACUAAUACAUAAACACUGCAGCUCAUGUUUAUAAAUCAAGUCUUAUGUCUGGGAUAUAAUUUCCACACUGCUGCACUGAUAAUGUGAACUCUGAAGGUACAAAACUGCUUUUUAAUGAAACCCUUUUUCAUUUGAUGCAUUAAUGAAUCUAUCAUUUGUUCAAUUUUUAAUAAAUUUGUCCCUUUUUUGUAUGGGGUAAUGCUAAGGAAGUUGUUUUUAUGAUAUAAAAUAAAUUUUGAAGAUAAAUGUC